CAAUAAAUUAUCCAACAUUUUUCUUCAGAUGUAAUUGUAAAAUGUCAAAGAAUUUAUAGAAUGAGGAAGGAUACAGAAUGCCGAAUUUGAUGAAAAAUAAAUGAAAAAAUAUGAAACUUUUCAUCCUCCUUCUCCUCCUUCAACCAUCAUAUCAAGAUUACUACAGUUCUUGCUCUUCUAUAUUGGAGGGAAGCUACCCAGAAAGAACUGUUUGCAAGUGCAUUGAUAGUCAGAAUCCCAGUGCUGUAUGUGUGGAGAGUAGUAUAGAUACAGUUCCCAGUGAUCUGAACCCUAGUCUUGAAAGUCUGAACCUGUCAAAGAACAGGAUACAAGCUCUCGACAGUUUAUUCUUCUACCAGGAGCUCAUUACCUUCAUAGUCUCAUACAAUAGGAUUACGAGUAUUAAUUCCAUGUGUUUCCAAGACAGUAUCACUCUGCACUCGCUUGAUCUCAGUCACAAUCUACUUGGAGAAGUGAAAAGGAAACAGUUCUAUGGACUAGGGAAUCUGAAAACUCUAGAUCUAUCUUAUAAUAAGAUUAAACACAUCCAGACAGGAGGGUUUGAUAAUCUUGAUGAGAUUAUUACCAUCAACCUUUCAUAUAAUGAGCUUAACCAACUAGAUAACCAGGUGUUUUCUGGUCCUUUUAUUACUAACCUGCAGUAUCUUUACAUGGAACAUAACUAUAUCAAGCAUUUUCCUUAUGAUGUGUUUUCAAAUCUCAGAAGUCUAAGUACCCUUGAUCUAAGUCUGAAUCCACUGUCUACUCUGGAAGUUCCUCUCUUUCAGGAAUUAAACUCACUUGCUGAACUCAGGUUGAGAGAGUGUAGUCUGUACAGCAUAGGUGAAAUAGCAUUCUCAGGGUUAUCUCAACUCCGGAUUUUAGAUAUUAGUCACAAUGGACUUAACCAGGUUCCUUCCAGUUCAUUCCACAAUAUUCAAGCUCUUGAAACUCUUUAUAUUGGAGGAAACUUGAUAAGUGCACUGAGACCUAGAGAUUUUAACGCUCUAAGAAGACUCAGACACUUCUCUAUGACUGAAUGCAAAGCAGAGGACCUACUCAUAGAGGAGGAUACUUUCAGAAAAAACACAGAACUCAUUUCUAUUGAUCUCUCAAAAUGUCAUCUUGAAAAUAUAGAUGAAAGUGUGAGUUUUCACUAUUUAACAAUGCUCAAGAAAGUUAAUCUGCAUGGAAACCCUUUAACCAGCCUUAACAAACUUCUCCUAGCAUUCUAUGAUUUAGACAGUUUGGAUGUAACUGACUGCCCUCUAGAAUGCGGAUGUUCCUUAUCCUGGUUAAAGGACCUUCUAAAUACCAAACCAAAUAUAUCUAGACAGGCUAGGUGCAAUUACAAGGGAGAAUUUGACCUAAUAGCUGUUCUGCAUGAGGAGGCCUUUUCCUGCUCUUCUCAAGAUUUUAGUCUGUUAAUUAUCUGCAGUUUAUCUGUAGGGGGAGCUCUAACUUUAGCAGCUGCUGUUUAUGGCCUUGUGAUAUUUUUCCGUCAAAGAGGCCGCCGAUUAGGAACUGGAUCUUGUACUGGAACGGGCUACUUCCGGUUUAGAAGAAGUUCCUCGGGAUACAGAAAAAGAAAGAGAUUGAGUUCUAAAGCCGGCAAAGAAGAUAUACAGGUUCUCCAAAACUUGAAUGUUCCUAAUAAUGGUCAGUUCAUUGAACUCCCGGGCCUCCACAGACAGGAAGAAUUAGAAUCAGUCCAGGUUCACCAGACAGAGAAUAUUUACGAAGAGGUCCCAGAAGAAUCCAAUGCAGUGCCGAAUCGGUUUCCUGAUGUCAAAAUUUCAGAAAUUUAAUUUGUAAAUAAAAAAUGCAUUAUUUGUAAAUCAAAAGACAAACUCUAGUCAUAAUCAAUGUUAACUGCAACAUAUGCUUUUAGAUGUUUAAUCCACUCAUCUCUCCCAUCGUGUUAUCCCCCUCCCCUUCAUCUCAUAACCUUCCCCCCUCCACUUUUCUACCCCCUCCCAUUAUCUGCCAUCAAUGCACAAUUGCACAAUGCAAAUCCUUUCGAAAUUUUCAAUCUUUGCAUUUUGCAUUACUUCCCCUUUCUGUAUCUCUAUUUAAUAUGUUUCCCCCCCAUUU
Molecule: messenger RNA, 2094 nt
Organism: Eurytemora carolleeae
Lineage: Eukaryota; Metazoa; Arthropoda; Copepoda; Calanoida; Temoridae
Product: leucine-rich repeats and immunoglobulin-like domains protein 1
Exons: 26
Coding region: 111-1808 (565 amino acids)
Molecular function (GO): protein binding
Source: RefSeq, a predicted model, not a curated record